Molecule: messenger RNA, 1243 nt
Organism: Colletotrichum navitas
Lineage: Eukaryota; Fungi; Ascomycota; Sordariomycetes; Glomerellales; Glomerellaceae
Exons: 5
Coding region: 168-1235 (355 amino acids)
Molecular function (GO): oxidoreductase activity
Source: RefSeq, a predicted model, not a curated record
UGUUACAGAGAGCCCCAGUCAAACCUUAUACAGUCACAAAAACAUCUUUACUGGCCAUCCCCCCAUGUAAGAUCAGUAACCGUUCCUCCUUUUACUUUAUCAUAUUGUAACCGGCGAUCAUUCUUCUCACUCAUGUUGCAAUCACGCUAGCUGUGUUUUCUUUAAUCAUGAAUACCAAAUACCGAUACUUAUUAUCGUCUGAUCUAGAGUUGUCUAACUUGGACACGUCAUCUGACGACAACCUUGAUAUAAUAUCUUCUACUGAACGACGCUGGAGACAAUUUAGUUGCCUAUUUGGCACAUCUUUUGUUAUCUUUAUUUCUCUCAUAGCAAUAUUUGCGCUUGGUCGACAUUUAGGCUAUGAAGAUGCAACCUCAAAACCCAAUCGCUGUAUAGAUCCCUCAUUCAGAAGCGAAUGGAGAACGCUCUCAAGACAAGAAAAGCUGGAUUACAUAGAAGCGGUUAAAUGUCUCACCCGCAUGACUUCCGUACUCACAGGUAAUGGUACCAUUCACGACGACUUUGCCUUUGUGCACAACAAGCAUGGUCACAGCGCGCAUGGGAAAGCACCCUUUCUCCCAUGGCACAGAAGAUUCAUCUUCAUAUAUGAAAAAUAUCUACAGGACAAGUGCUCGUACAAAGGAGCAUUGCCAUACUGGGAUUGGACACUUGAUUGGGAGAAUUUCCCAGAGUCUCCGAUAUUUUCGAGCGUCACUGGUUUUGGCGGCAAUGGGAAUCAAAGUGCGCCUCAUAGUGUGGGUGAAGGACACUGUGUGACCGAUGGCCCAUUCGCAGACUGGCGUCCUCUCUAUUACGGAUCAAACUCACAACCCCAUUGUUUAUCUCGUGGCAUCACUGAUUUCGCUGGCACGAGUGUAAGUCUGAAAGUGGUGCAAGAUAUUCUAAGAGAAAGGGACUAUGAGACAUUCUUCUUGGCUUUGGAGAGAGGUCCUCAUGACAUGGCCCCCAAUGGUAUCAGAGGUGAAUUCUUCAAUUUUACGGCUCCUAAUGAUCCAAUCUUCUACCUCCACCAUGCACAAUUGGACCGUCUUUGGUUCAUUUGGCAGAAAAGAGAUGAAAAGACUAGACUCACCAACUACUCAGGCAGCUCAGACGAGAACGCAAGCCUUAAUGACAUCCUCAACAUGGAGGGUUUAGAGGAAGAGAAUGUCCGUGUGUCUCAGGUGAUGGGUACUCAAGGAGGUGGUUUAUGUUACCAAUAUUCGUUGACAUGAGAGUCGAG